AUGCCGCGGAGUCCGGCAGGCAGUGGCUACAACGACGAGCCCGCAGCAAAUUCGAAGCUUCAGCCGCAGCAGCUGCCUACGUUGCUUCACUCCCCUCGGAAGGCUUCGCCUUCCAAGCCGAAGAAGCAGACUGCCUUCCAAGGAGUUGCAGAAGUCAGCUGGGAAAGGUUUCUGCCGGACUACAACUCCAAGCUUGGCACCGGAGCCUAUGGUGGCGUUUAUUCUGUGCAAGGUAAUCCGGACCAGGUUGUCAAACUUUUCGACCGUGGCGAUUGGAAUGAUGUAAUGAAGGAGUCGGUGUUUGCACAGGACAUGAAGGCCCGGGAUCCAUCCCACUACGUGGAUUGCCUCGGAGUUGGCAAUUCGCCACACGACGAUGGCAACAAGCUUUUUGCUGUCUUCGAGCGGGCCGCCGGCAUUACCCUUCAUUCUGCAGCACACCGCUGCCCGAUUGAAUUCUGUAAGGGAUUCCUGCUUGAAUCGUUUGAGACUGGCGGGUAG
This is a messenger RNA of Symbiodinium sp. CCMP2592, 501 nucleotides long. The record is from the annotation of a GenBank genome assembly. NCBI's taxonomy places the organism in Eukaryota, Dinophyceae, Suessiales, Symbiodiniaceae.